This is a messenger RNA of Anguilla rostrata (American eel), 1045 nucleotides long. Its product is annotated as galectin-4-like. The transcript has 6 exons. Gene Ontology annotation, molecular function: carbohydrate binding. The record is from RefSeq and is a predicted model, not a curated record. NCBI's taxonomy places the organism in Eukaryota, Metazoa, Chordata, Actinopteri, Anguilliformes, Anguillidae. The coding region runs from base 107 to 559 and encodes 150 amino acids.
AACCACUGCAACAGACAAACUGCUCUGUAUUAAUCCCAGUGUUCGUGUUGUGCAGAGCGGGCCAAUAGUGGUACCCAUCCCAGACGGUCUUACGGUGGGGACGUCCAUGAGCUACAAGAUUACAGUUCCCCAGGAUAUCCCGAGCUUUAGCAUUGACCUGAUGGGCGGGGAGGCUGCAGGCUGCGACCUAGCGCUCCACUUCAACGCCCAAUUUGAGCCAGAAGAGGUGGCGGUGUUCAACAGCUUCCAGAGCGGCGCCUGGGGACAGGAGGAGAGGGUCGCUCCGAUAGCCUUCCAUAGGGGGGAUAGCUUUGAGCUGUUCUUCACGGUCACCAAAGCGGGCUACCAGGUGAAAGUGAACGGCACUGAUUUCCACAUGUUCGCGCACCGCAUUCCGGUGGAGCAUGUGACCACCAUGCAGAUCAGUGGGAACAUCAACCUGGAGACCGUCAACAUCUUCCUGGGAGGAGUUUUCGACAUGGGGUGUCUCGAUCCAAUGGCGGUUUCUGGAUCUAUGGGCGGCCAGUGGACUUGUGAAGUAAAGGAGAUUCCGAUGUGAUGUCAGAAAUCCAACAUUAAUUCUUUACGGGAGUAACAGUAUUUUCCAUAUCAUGAUCCGCUUUGGGAAAUCAGAGGUUUUAGGUGUUUGCAAAUGUUUGACUCCACUGUACCCCGACCUUCGCCCUGGAAAACAUUGAUAUCACUGUUUCAACACCUCUGUUCUGAUGUCACUCUUCUGAUGCCCUGCUGAUGCCACUGUUAUAAUACCCUGCUCUCAUGUCACUGUUUUGAUGUCACUGUUCUGAUACCAUGCUCUGAUGUCACUGUUCUGAUACCCUGCUCUGAUACCAUGCCCUGAUGUCACUGCUCUGAUACCCUGCUUUGAAGCCCCCUCACAUCCUAGCUUUUAGUGCCAGAUGCCCACUCCAGAGUCCUCAGCUUCCAGCCUUAUUCCUCUGCCUUCCGCUCAUAUAGGCUGUUUGUUGCUGGUGAUAGGGGCUGUGUUUCACACAGUCAGUUAAUAAACACUAUCAUGCAUUCUAAA